GAAGUUCUCCAGCAGCUGAUCGUAAUGAAUUUGCCCAAUGUCUUGAUGAUUGGCAAAGACCCGCUGUCUGGGAAGAGUAUGGAGGAGAUUAAGAAGGUGCUGCUGUUGGUGCUGGGCUGUGCUGUCCAGUGUGAGAGGAAAGAGGAAUUUAUCGAAAGAAUCAAACAGCUGGACAUUGAGACACAGGCCGGCAUCGUGGCCCACAUACAGGAGGUGACCCACAACCAGGAGAAUGUGUUCGACCUGCAGUGGUUGGAGCUCCCGGACGUGGCCCCGGAGGAGCUGGAGGCCCUGUCGAGGAACAUGGUCUUUCACCUCAGGCGGCUCGUCGACGAGAGGGACGAGUGCACGGAGCUGAUCGUGGACCUCACCCAGGAGCGGGACUACCUCCAGGCCCAGCACCCACCCAGCCCCCUCAAGUCCUCCAGCGCCGAGUCCACCCCGAGCCCCACCAGCAGCCUCUCCAGCGAGGACAAGCAGCACCUGGCCGUGGAGCUGGCGGACGCCAAGGCCAGGCUGCGCCGCGUCAGGCAGGAGCUGGAGGAGAAGACAGAGCAGCUUGUGGACACCAGGCACGAGGUAGAUCAGCUGGUGCUGGAGCUGCAGAAAGUCAAGCAGGAGAAUAUCCAGCUGGCGGCUGACGCCCGGUCUGCUCGGGCCUAUCGCGAUGAGCUCGAUUCCCUGAGGGAGAAGGCGAACCGUGUGGAGAGGCUAGAGAUGGAGCUGGUGCGCUGCCGGGAGAAGCUGCACGACGUGGACUUCUACAAGGCCCGCAUGGAGGAGCUGCGAGAAGAUAACAUCAUUUUAAUUGAAACCAAGGCCAUGCUGGAGGAACAGCUGACUGCCGCUCGAGCCCGGGGCGAUAAAGUGCACGAGCUGGAGAAAGAGAACCUGCAGCUGAAAUCAAAGCUUCACGACCUGGAGUUGGACCGGGACACGGAUAAGAAGCGAAUAGAGGAGCUGCUGGAAGAAAACAUGGUCCUCGAGAUUGCCCAGAAGCAGAGCAUGAACGAAUCCGCCCACCUCGGCUGGGAGCUGGAGCAGCUGUCCAAGAAUGCAGACCUGUCCGACGCCUCCAGGAAGUCGUUUGUGUUUGAGCUGAACGAGUGCUCCUCUAGCCGCAUCCUGAAGCUGGAGAAGGAGAACCAGAGCCUCCAGAGCACCAUCCAGGGGCUGCAGGACGCGUCCCUGGCGCUGGAGGAGAGCAACCUUAAGUGUGGGGAGCUGGAGAAGGAGAAUCACCAGCUCAACAAGAAGAUCGAGAAGUUACAGACCCAGCUGGAGAGGGAGAAGCAGAGCAGCCAGGAUCUGGAGACCCUGAGUGAGGAGCUGAUCAGGGAGAAGGAACAGCUGCAGAGCGACAUGGAAACCUUGAAGGCUGACAAAGCCCGGCAGAUCAGGGACCUUGAACAAGAAAAGGACCAUCUCAACCAGACGGUGUGGACGCUGCGGGAGAGGUCGCAGGCCAGCAGUGAGGCCCGCGCGAAGGACGAGCAGGAGAACAAAGCCCUGCACGGGAUGGUGACAGAGGCCAGCGGCCGGCUGAGCAGGCUGGAGCUGGAGCGGGCGCAGGAGCAGGCCGGGCGGGCGCAGGAGCUGGAGCGGGAGCUGCGGCGGCUGGAGGAGGAGAAGGGGAGGCUGGCUCAGAGGGUGAGCUCCCUGCAGGCGGCGGGCGAGCGGGCGGACGCCAUGGAGCGCGAGAGCCGCGGGCUGGCGCUGGAGAACCGGCAGCUGCGCAAGUCCCUAGACGCCCUGCAGAACGUGCAGGUGCAGCUGGCCGGCCUGGAGCUGGACAACAGGCAGCUGGACGAGGAGAACCUGGAGCUGCGCAGGAUGGUGGAGGCCAUGCGCUUCACGGGCACCAAGGUGGCCCAGAUGGAGCGGGAGAAGCAGGAGCUGGAGCGGGAGAAGCAGGAGCUGAGGAAGAGCGUGGAGCUGCUCAAGGCGCUGGGCAAGAAGUCAGAGCGCCUGGAGCUCAGCUACCAGAGCCUGAGCGCCGAGAACCUGCGGCUGCAGCAGAGCCUGGACAGCGGCGGCCAGAAGGCGCAGGCCCUAGAGCGGGAGCUGGGGCAGCUGGAGGCCGAGAACCAGGCCCUGCAGCGCGACCUGGAGGCCCUCCGGCUCGCCAACAGGCAGCUCGAGCGGGCCGGCCAGGACCGGAAGGCGCUGGAGCAGGAGGUGGCCCAGCUGGAGAAAGACAAGAAGCUGCUGGAGAAGGAGGCCCGGCGUCUGUGGCAGCAGGUGGAGCUCAAGGACGCCGUCCUGGACGACAGCUCCGCCAAGCUGUCCGCAGCCGAGAGGGAGAGCCGCGCGCUGGACAGGGAGCUGGCCCGCUGCCGGGACGCAGCUGGCAGGCUGAAGGAGCUGGAGAAGGGCAACAGGGACCUCACCAAGCAGGUCACCAUGCACACGAGGACGCUGACCACCCUGAGGGAGGACCUGGUGCAGGAGAAGCUGAAGAGCCAGCAGCUGAGCAGCGAGCUGGACAAACUGAGCCAGGAACUGGAGAAGCUCGGCCUCCACAAGGAGCUGCUGCUGCGGGAUGACAGCAGCAACGGUGACACGAAAUACAAGAUUUUGGAGAGCAUAAAUGAAUCAGCAUUCAAAACAACACUAGCCAGGAAAGAAGAAAAGAUUGUGUUCUUAGAAGCACAGAUGGAAGAGAAAGCCAGCCUGAAUCACCACCUACAGAACGAGCUCCAGGUGUUGAAGAAGGAGUGUGAGAUCCUCAGGAAGAACCAGGAAGAGGGGAAGCAGGUGCAGAACUCUUUCAAACACCCUGUGGGGCCAUUGGUCGAGGGUCACCCGGGGAAGGAGCACUGGGGGCCCAGCCCCAAGGAGGCCACGAUGGAGCUGCUCCGCGUGAAGGACCGGGCCAUCGAGCUGGAGCGCAACAACGCGGCUCUGCAGGCUGAGAAGCAGCUGCUCAAGGAACAGCUGCAGCACUUGGAGACCCAGAACACGGCCUUCAGCAGUCAGAUCCUGACGCUGCAGAAGCAGAGUGCCUUCCUGCAGGAGCACAACAGCACGCUACAGACGCAGACGGCUAAGCUGCAGGUGGAGAAUUCCACUCUGGGCUCCCAGAGCGCCUCACUCACCGCGCAGUACGCGCUGCUCCAGAGCCAGCAGACAGCCAAGGAGAGCGAGCUGGAGAACGUGCAGAGGCAGCAGGAACAGCUGGCGGCCGCCUACCAGGCGCUGCUGCAGGAUCACGAGCGCCUGGGUGCCCUCCACGAGCGGCAGUCCGCGGAGUACGAGGCCCUCAUCCGCCAGCACGGCUGCCUGAAGACGCUGCAUCGCAACCUGGAGCUGGAGCACAGGGAGCUCGGGGAGAGGCACGGUGACAUGCUGAAGCGCACGGCGGAGCUGGAUGAGCUGGAGAAGGUUUUGAAUGCCGAGAGGGAGGCUUUGCAGCAGGAGCAGAGGACGAGCGCCGUGGCCGCGAGCGAGAACCAGAGGCUGCAGGAGGAGCUGGACAGGGUCAAUUUCCUGCACCAUCAGCUGAAGGGGGAGUACGAGGAGCUGCACACCCACACCAAGGAGCUGAAAACCUCGCUGAAUAGCUCACAGCUGGAGCUGAACCGCUGGCAGGCCAGGUUCGACGAGCUGAAGGAACAGCACCAGAGCAUGGACAUCUCUCUGACCAAGCUGGACAACCACUGCGAGCUGCUCUCCCGCCUCAAGGGGAACUUGGAGGAAGAAAACCAUCACCUCUUGAGCCAGAUCCAGCUGUUGAGCCAGCAGAACCAAAUGCUUCUAGAACAGAACUUGGAGAACAAGGAGCAGUACCAUGAGGAACAGAAGCAGUACAUAGACAAGUUAAAUGCCCUACGAAGACAUAAGGAAAAACUGGAAGAAAAAAUCAUGGAUCAGUACAAGUUCUACGAUCCUGCUCCAAAGAAGAAAAACCACUGGAUUGGAGCCAAAGCUUUAGUCAAACUCAUCAAACCAAAGAAAGAGGGUUCCAGAGAACGAUUGAAGUCAACUACAGACAGUCCUCCCCGGCAGCUGGAGUCCCCAGACCCAACCUCACCGUCCACUUCUCAGCCGCUCAGAUCCCAGCCGGAGAACCCCGAGGCCACCCCGUUGGGCUCAAGCUGUGCAGAAGAGCAUGACAUCCACAACGGGACCCUGGGAAAAGGUCCUGGGGACCUAAAGCCAAAGCGAGGGUCCCCGCACAGAGACAGCCUUGACCGCAAGGAUGCCUCUGCUGACCCAGCCGUGAAGCCCUGGCCCGUGGAGCCGGGCCCCCGGCCCUGUUCGUCCUCAGCCAUCACUACAACCCCUUCCAGCUCCACCCCCAUCUCGCGGCACGCAGGCCGCGCCAAAGGCUAUAAUUCUGAUGACAGCCUCUGCGAACCGUCCCUGGAGCUCGAGUUCGCUCCCCACAGGCAGUACGCAUCCCGGCCGGGGAGCUUGGAGAGCAGUAGAAAUGCAUCCAGCGACAGCUCACCUCUUAACCUGAAAGGUUCCUCCGACCAGCUCCGCGGCAGGUCCGAGAGCUUCGGCAGCGAAGACCUGAUCCCCAGUACGGACACAGCCACUCUGCCGCGGGAUGCCAGCACCCCGGGGCGCACCGCCCUCAGCCGCCAGGAGGACCCCCCACCCCGGAACGGGCCUCUCCCCCAGGAGGGCGCCCGGAAGAGGGGCGCAGCCCAGCCCCAUGGCGGGCUGCGGCCCUGCUCAGCCUCCCCGAGCAGUGAGAUGGUCACCCUGGAGGAGUUCCUGGAGGAGAGCAACCGCGGCUCCCCUUCCUCCGACGCUCCCAGUUGCCGGGAUGACCUGCUAAGUGACUGUUUCAGAAAGGCCAGCGAUCUCCUGGCCAUCGGAGGCCAGCCAGGCCCACCUACCAGGAAAGAAGGGGCCAAGAUGCCCACCAGCUUCGUGGCCCCCACCAUCAAGAUGCCCGUCACCACCUCCGAGGGGAAGCCGCUGAAGCCCGGGCAGUACGUGAAGCCGAACUUCAGACCCGCUGAGGCCGAGGCCCUGCCCAGUGCCCCCCAGAGGCAGGCCCAGCUGCCCCAGAGCCUGUCCCUGGGCAGACUCCGGCAGGCCGCGCUGCCCCCCGCUUCCCACACGCCCACUGGCCGGAGUGCAUCCCUGAGCCGGGCCUUCAGCCUGGCCUCCGCCGACCUCCUCCGGGCCAGCGGGCCAGAGGCCUGCAAACAGGAGCCAGGGGGUCCCGAGGCGUCGGCGGGCAGAGACACAGGCGGCCACAGCCCGCAGAGCUGCACGCCUCCCAGCUCCCACAGCCUGGCCCGGGAGCGGACCCCGCUUGUGGGAAAGGCUGGCGGCUCCUGUCCGGGCCCUGGCCCCCGAAGCCGGCCACCGGACGCGAGGCGCUUCUCUCUGGCUCCCCCGAAGGAGGAGGGGCCGGCUCCCCUGCAGCAGUCUGCCACGUCCCCAGCCAUCGCCGCUGGAGGCGGCGGCAGCAACCCCCAGUUCCAGCGCUGCUCACCCGCGGCGGCCCCGGCUGCCAGGACUAAGCCCCAAGCCUCCCCGCACUCGGGAGAGGCGGCCGCCGUCGCCCCCCUCCGGGCGGGGUUCAGCCCCUCCGAGGGGGACGGGGUCCUGGGGCAGGGCCACAGCGAGGGCCUCCCUGCCAAGGGCCCGGGCAGGCCUCCCGACCUGGCUCCCCACGGCAGCCGGGCCUCCGAGGACUUCAGUCGUGGGAGCAGCUCGAAGAGCACGCCGGCAUCCCCCGAGCCGGCUGGGGACCAGCAGACCGUGUGGUACGAGUACGGCUGCGUGUGACUUGGCUCCUGGACCGGCAGCUCCUAAACCUUAAAGCUACUGACGCACCUGCUCGUCGUGAUGGCCUUUCCCCGUCUGCCUGCGGUGCCAGGAAAGGGCUUUACGGUGAGGAAAGGGUUCCCGUGCAUUUCUUCUGUUUGUUUUGUCACUAACACACCGUGCCAAGCCCUGAGAGGGU
Molecule: messenger RNA, 5932 nt
Organism: Physeter macrocephalus (sperm whale)
Lineage: Eukaryota; Metazoa; Chordata; Mammalia; Artiodactyla; Physeteridae
Product: protein Daple
Exons: 27
Biological process (GO): cytoskeleton-dependent intracellular transport; cytoplasmic microtubule organization
Cellular component (GO): centrosome; cytoplasm
Molecular function (GO): dynein light intermediate chain binding; microtubule binding
Source: RefSeq, a predicted model, not a curated record